GCAUCUUUUCUCCACAUGUCCUCUCUGACAGCAGCCUGUAUUGUGUGAUCUGAACGCUUUGGUUUGUUGGGUGUUUCUCUUUAAUUCUGCGGCAUGUCUGUCUGCUGCUGCUGCUGCUGUGGAGGAAGAGGAGGAGGAGGAGGAGGAGGAGGAGGAGGGCGGAGCACAUUUCGGACAGUAAACUGAUGCGCCAUGAUGCACGGAGCUCGGACUUUAGGGUGAUAUCAGCUCGUCUAACUUGGUUUGCAUUGAUCAGUAUUGGGUAUGAGGACAGUCCUGGUAUGCAGUCUGCAGACUGACCUCCAGUAAACCCUCCAGAGAGGAUCAGAGGACUUUGGAGAGAUUUUUUCUGCAGAGGUGUUUUUUUUUUGCGCAGCACAAAGAGGGAUGAUCCCCCAAACCUACUGAUGAUCACAUUUUACUAACGGACUCUACACACACACAGAGAGAGAGAGAGGCAUCGCUGCAAGAUGAUGUCACUGAUAGACCUGGACGACGACCAGAGAUGGGUGCCCACCCAUGUGAACAUCACCGUCCUCCGGGCCAGAGGUCUGCGCACCAAGGGCAAGCAUGGCAGCCGCUACCUGUACACCAUCAUCCAGGUGGGCAAGGAGAAGUUCACCACCGGGCUGGUGGAGAAGGCCGAGAUGCCGGAAUGGACGGAGGAGUGCUGCUUCGAGCUGCUGCCCGGCAUCCUGGAGGACGAGGGUCGGUACUCAUACCCCCCUGGGAGCGGAGACCUGGUCCUCACCGUCAUGCACCGGGUCCUCAUCGGACUGGACGUGUUUCUGGGUCAGACCAUCAUCCCUCUGGAUAAGAUCUUCCAGGAGGGGAUUUGUCCGAGAGAUGAAUGGUUCAAGCUCAACUCUAAGGCGGGCAGGAAGGAGAAGGAACGUGGUCAACUUCAGGUAACGGUCCAGUUCACCCGCAACAACAUGACAGCCAGCAUGUUCGACCUCACCAUAAAGGACAAGCCUCGCUCUGCGUUUGGCAAGCUCAAGGACCGUGUCACGGGGAGGAAGAGGGGGGACAUGGAGUCCUCCUCGGCCAUCGUGCCGGGCCGCUUCGCCGCCCUGUCGGGAAACCUGGGGACGCCGUUUGGAGAUGACAGUGGUGGAGGAGGGCCGCCGGCGGAGUCACGAGACGUGGAGGUUGUGGAGGAGAAGAGGAGCAAGGUGAAAGAUUUCUUCAAAGGGAGGCUGCGUAAGUCGUCUGACACCAGGUCGUGCUCGUCGCUGGCCUCGGAGAGCAGCGUGUCCUCCAUGGCCAGUGAAAACCCUCCACCCAGUCUGGACCUGAUGUCAGACCCUCCCAGCUCUCCCAUCUACACUAGCAAAGUGAGAGUGGACACCCUGUACGGAGAGGCGGAUUUAGCUAAAAAAGUGCUCACCAGCCAGCACACCACAAAGGUUCUCACACACAAGCGAGCCUUCAGCGAUGAAGCCAGUAAGAUCACGACUGCCUUCCCUCGAUCAAACCUCGCCGUGGAGUCUCUGAAGGGUCAGACCAUGACUCAGUCCAAGUCCUCCUUGUGUAUAAACGGCAGCCACGUCUACGACUCCGAGCCGUCGACUCCAAAGAGCCAGUCCAAGCUGGUCCUGCUGGAGAAGUGCUCCCCGCUCUCUCGCUCCCUGCAGAACCUCACCAGGGACAAAGGUUCCUCCGCCGAGGGCCGACGCUGGUCCUUCGACAAGACGAAGAAAGAGGAGAAGGAGGAAGAAAAGGACACUCAGGCGUCGUCUCCCCCAAUUCAUCAGGCAGAGAUGCCGGUCGUCUCCUCGGCUGUUUCGCCCGACAAAGGCAGGAAGCUGAGAAAGACGUUGUUCUCUGGAGGGAGGAGUGAUUCUCUUCCAGCGAAGUCCGACCUGAACCAGGCUGGGUCGACGUCUGAGGGGAGACUCAGAGGCUGGUUUGGCUCCGGUGAAUCCCAGAACAAGCCGAGGCUGGAAGUUUCUCCUAAAGUAGAAAGCAGCUCAGACGUACCCCCUCCCCUCCCUCCUCGCUCCCCCGUUGCCCCUCAGUGCUCCUCCCCCUCCGCUCAUGUCUCACCCGAUGACUGCAAUAACACCAAUCCCUUCACCCCGUCCCCCUCUCCCGCCACGACCCCCAUCUCCCCCUCCAACCCGUUCCCCUCGCGUGUGCAGCGCAACCCCUUUUACGAGGAUCUCAUAGCGGAGGAGUCACAGAGGUCUCCUCCUCCUUUUGGUUCGUCUCCCUUUCAUUACACCACGCUGCCCUCCCAGCCGCCCUGCACCCCCAGCCCUGCUCACGAUGCUAACGCUACAUCCAUGGCUUUCUUGAAGCGGGAUCGCCCCAGGCCGGUAGCUAGGCAGAUAUCACUCCCUGCGUUACUCCCCAAAACGGCCACACGUAACCCCUCCGCCCCUCGCUCAAUGUCAGAGAGCGCCGGAGAAUGGGACGACUCGUUUGAUGCCUUCGCCUCCAGCAGGCUCAACUCACCUAAAGGGCCUCAGAAGAAAACCAGUCCAACGUCAUCUCAUAGACAUCUUAAUAAUCAUGCUCAAGAGCUGCAAACAUGUGAAGAGGAGCCUCCACCUUUACCUCCGAGGAAACUUUUAAGAACGUCAGCGAACGAGAUUUACUCCGAUGGCUGGCUGCACAGAGGUCAAGAGCUGGCGGUCCAUAAAGAAGCCUACCUCCUCUCACAGACCGGCGUGGCCUCGCUGCAGCAUGGGAGAAGCAGCGUAUCUCCAGACCCUCACACCAGCAGCGAAACCUCCGACUCCCUCAGCGUCAACUCUCAGCCGUACGCUAAUAUCACUUCGCCGGGAUUCAUGUCGGAAGAAAAGCUCAGAAAGUUCAAAUAUGAACCUUUGGAGGAUGAAACCGACCGCUGGGGGGGGAUGUUGUUUGAGCAAGACUUGUACGGACGCAUGUGCAGAGGAAACUACGGACAACCCAAAGUAAAUCAUUUAUCAUUGAGCGCUGAAUUAUCAGUUGCAAAUAAGAUCACUUCAUCUAUGAACUCAGGACCUAAAAUACUUGUUGAUAGCGAGAUAUCUGUCGCAGACCUUUUGAACAUGCCGUCUACUGCUCCCUCAACGCCAGAUGCAAAAGUACCAGACAUUACAACCUCUCCAGCAGAGGAGACUAAUCCACCUGAAACCACAUGCGUCAACAAUAACGUGUCUUUCUCGCUAACUUCAGAAGAUCUGAACAUGAAUGUGAGUAAUUCUGAUUUUGGUUUCAUUGAUUCAGACGGCUCCUCUCAGUCAGAUGUAGUCGAUACUCUCAAGGGCAUCAGGAGUUUUCCAAAACCGCCAGAAGCUUUACAGAUAGCUGCCUACCAUGUGGAGACAGCGACCACACCUGAGGACAUGUUCACCUUGAAGGACACCUACAUACCUGAGAUGAACUCUUCUUUUGAAAUAACUGCAUCAUCUAACAAACUGUACAAAGUCUCUCCAGUUUUUAAAGACAAUUGUGAGCUGAAUAACGUGGCAGCACAUGCUAACUCCAGGGUGAACGGCAGAGAGAUCGCCGCUUCGUCGUCACAAAAUCCAACAGCUAACUUAGCCGAUUUUGAAUCCAGAGACGUUGCAUCAAGCAGUGCGGAGGAUUUUAAAAAGACACAAAAGGACUUUGACGAUAAUGGAAAUCUGCAAACUAAAAUAGGUGCUCUUAACCAGAAGGAGCCAUUUCCUGGCGUGGUUAGUGCACGUUUUAGACCGAAAGGAGUGUCCCGACAGAACAGCAGCGGCAGCCCGGGCAACCAAAGCAAAAGUGGAGACCGAGAGUUCGAACAGUUCUUGUCCCUCGUUCAAAACAUGUCAGAAGCCAGCGAGGGACCGCUGUCGUAUCAGCCCUCUAAAUCAGCUCUUUCUUCCUUGCUGGCGUUAGUAGACAGCACCACACAUCACAACGAAUCUUCCGCAGCAACAGGAAAAUCCUCUGAUAUCAGUUUCCAGGACCUUCACGCUAAAGUUGCACCAACCCCGUCAAAGAUUGGGCAAUCUUUGCAAGAAACCUCUCCUCCCGCCAUCCCACGUACUCUCUCCUUCACUCAGGCUACGCUCCACCCUCCCCCUGUCUGUUGCCCCUCCAUACAUCCCUCGAGCAUGGCUGGAGCCAGCACUACUCUGGCUGUGGCCCCCUACACCUCCUCUUCCUCCUCCUACUCCACCACCUCCACCACUGACCAGCUCCUGGUCGAUGCACGGCACUCACUUUUACCCGAGGAGACUCAGCCAGCUAGCAGCCUGCCAGCCUGUCAGGAGAGCAGACCUCAUCCAGUGAAGCCGUUGACCUCCAGCCAGUCAGAGAAGAAGGAGGGUCGCUCGGUUCUGGAGAAGCUGAAGUCGACCAUCCACCCCGGACGCACCGCCGCUGCCGCCCAACAGGUCGCAGCAGAGCCUGAGAGGACUCAGGAGGUGACGGUGGACAACUCGGCCCAGUACCAGCACCUGACCAACAUGGAGCUGAUCUCCCUGCUGCUGCAGCAGGAGAUGGACAUGCAGAAGCAGCAGGCGGCGUCCGAGCGGCAGGCGGCGCAGCUGCACAAAACUGAGAACGAUCUGAAGAAGGUCAAGUUACAGGUCCGAGACCUGGAGGACUACAUUGAUAAUCUUUUACUGCGGAUCAUGGAGCAGACGCCAACGCUGCUUCAGGUGCGCAAUAGACACAAGUGACGACGGUGACGUACGAUCCUCUAGAAUACUGUUUCCUCACGAGUGGGUGUGUUGUUAUUUAAGAUUGGGAAUCACUGUUCUAGAGUCAGUCACAGUCACACUAAUGCUCUCACAAUCAUCCAGGUCUUCUCACUGCUAAUACUGCCUUGUUGAUGUAGACACGAUGUUACCCAACAUGCAUGCUGGAUACUCUCCCAAUUUGGCACGAACAGAAAACAGAAUAAAUUACGAGCUUCUAUCAAAGCCAAAUGGUUAUUUUACUCAUGCUUUGUAGAAUAAUUUAAGGUAGUCAGCUGUUGUCAAUUUAAACUUUAAACUCACUGCUUUCACACAUGCAUAAAAUAAAAUACAGACUAGAGAAAAACACUUUUUGGAAGUACAUUUAAAGUGCUUAAAGUAGUUCCUCUGGCAAAAUAUGACGUUAGCACAAGUGACCUUAACACUGAUGCUGUCAAAGUGUAAAAACAACAUUUUGUGCAGAGUGCAGAAAGGUUAACUUGAGGUAAUUGCAUAUUUUCAACUAGAAUUUAGGAAAUGCAUAAAAUGCUGCGCUGCAAUGUGAAUACUUUAAAAAGAGACGUUUCUGCAUUAACAUCGCUGUAUGAUAAGCAAAAAAAAACAAUAUUCAUGUUUGAGCCUGAAAACACUAAAGAAGACGGAGACUUAUUGUUUUUGUUUCUUUGUUUUACUUUUUACAAAAUACAGAUUGUUAAAUUCUUAUUUCUUGUUACAAGCUAAAACUACAAUUUUAAUAUAUUUUUAUGGUUUGUUUUGUCCAUUCUGCACUUUUGUUGUUGAAAUAGCAACUUUAGAAAUAACACAGCAUCAAUGCAGUAGAUAAAAGUAUAAUAAGUUAUUUCUAUAAAAUACUUUUGUCAUGAUAAUAAUAUAUUCUCUAAUGUCACUCUAGUACCACUGUAGCUACUUGCAAUGCUUUACAUGACCGCAGUACUGUACUGUAAAACAAUAAAGUGCACAUGAGCCAAA
Molecule: messenger RNA, 5636 nt
Organism: Sebastes umbrosus (honeycomb rockfish)
Lineage: Eukaryota; Metazoa; Chordata; Actinopteri; Perciformes; Sebastidae
Gene: rab11fip5b
Product: rab11 family-interacting protein 1
Exons: 6
Coding region: 471-4649 (1392 amino acids)
Biological process (GO): regulated exocytosis
Cellular component (GO): secretory granule; phagocytic vesicle; recycling endosome
Molecular function (GO): small GTPase binding
Source: RefSeq, a predicted model, not a curated record